AUGGAGACGACGAAGCGGUUUCAGUCGAAAGUCUUCUCAUCGAUCGUCUCGUUGAACAAAAACGCGAGUAUCGAAGAGGAUGAGAUCAAAGAUAAGAGAUUCCGAAUUCAUGUCAGAUUCAUUUCGGUCUUCAUCGCAAUUGCCGAGCUCUCGAUUCUGAUGUAUCAGGUUGCCAAUGGCUCGUGGUUCAACUCGGACAACUCGCUUAUCAUGAUUUUCGCCGCCGUCCUGCUCCUCGUCGUCAUCGUUCUUCUAUUUUUGGCGAUCUUCUAUCGAAUCGGCGCCCUUCUCGUGCCGCAUAUCGUCAUGCAGACGCUUCUUGUGCUCAGCCUUCUCGGAAUGGCCGCCUUCUCAUUGUACGCGUUGUUCUCUGGAGCUUCACUUCACGUCCAAUUGGUGAUCACGAAUCCCGACGCGGCCGCAGAAUCCAUGGUGAAACUUCCGAGUCCGUUGAUCAGCACCAAUGUGAUUUCGAGUUUUCUCUGCGGGACCCUUUUGUUGUUCUUCAUUAUGUACCUUGUAAUGGUACUUAUUAAUGUUUGGUGCCUUCGCGUUGUCGUUGAUUGCUACAAGUUUCUGACGGAGCAUCGCAUCAAGAGGCGAUCGUCGACGUCUGAAGAGGAUUCGUAUUGUGCGCCGAAGACGAUUCAAUUGUCGCUCUACCCGAACCAAGUCGUCCAGGCCACCGAUUUUUAA
This is a messenger RNA of Caenorhabditis bovis, 696 nucleotides long. NCBI's taxonomy places the organism in Eukaryota, Metazoa, Nematoda, Chromadorea, Rhabditida, Rhabditidae. The record is from the annotation of a GenBank genome assembly.